Molecule: messenger RNA, 5085 nt
Organism: Colossoma macropomum (tambaqui)
Lineage: Eukaryota; Metazoa; Chordata; Actinopteri; Characiformes; Serrasalmidae
Gene: abcg2b
Product: ATP-binding cassette, sub-family G (WHITE), member 2b
Exons: 16
Coding region: 532-2388 (618 amino acids)
Cellular component (GO): plasma membrane
Molecular function (GO): ATP hydrolysis activity; ATP binding; ABC-type transporter activity
Source: RefSeq, a predicted model, not a curated record
AUGAUCGUCUUGCCCACCAGCAGAGGGAGCUAAAUACCCAGCUUGUCCAGCUCCUGGGACAAUUUAGCUGAUGUCAAGCAUUCAGUGGCGAAACCACCAGCAGUGCAGUGUGGACAGGUCAAGUGCUCUUAGGAAUGGAAGGCUUUUCGCACCCUCUGAUGCCAUCAUAUUUUUCUGGAGAUACAUCCCCAAGGAGACUGUCUUCACCGUGAAUGGCCUGAAGUGCAACGUGGCCCAGAGCAACCUGAAAGUAAUUGCUGCUACAAACACAUUACAAAGUUCAGACCUUAUCAACACGGAACCCUCUGCAGAUUUCCCCCCUGGAGGCAGCAGGUUAUGUAGCAGCAUCACGCCCUCAUUUACACUUUUAGAAGGACUUUGACAAGAGUUCGCCCAGCGGUCAUGGGUUUGCCCGCCACCUGAUUGCUUGCAUAAAGGCAGCAAAAGGGGUGGAGGCAUCAUCAAAAACCUCUGUCUCUCUUUUGCUCCGAUUCCAUUAAUUCACCAACCCUAUUCCCUCCAUCCGGCACUAUGGACAUGUGCAAGAUGGAUCCGAGGCCUCCUAAAGAGCACAGGGGCGACAAAGUGAGUGUGACCGUGCCAGGACCAACCCUAACAUUUCAGAACAUCCGGUACGUUGUGAGAGAGAACCGGGGACCCUGCCGCAAAAAAGCACCUGAAAGGGACAUCCUGAAAAAUGUCAGUGGCAUCAUGAAAACGGGACUGAAUGCGAUCAUGGGUGCAACUGGAAGUGGCAAAACAUCACUAUUGGACGUCAUUGCUGGAAGGAAAGACCCUCGUGGCAUGAGAUCAGGUCAGGUUUUGGUUGAUAACAAGUUUGUGACCCCUGAACUGCGCCUUAUGUCCGCCUAUGUUGUUCAGGAUGACAUCCUUAUGGGCACCCUGACUGUCCGAGAAAAUCUCUUGUUCUCUGCAAACUUGAGGUUGCCACGGCAACAGUACUCUGUUGCACACAAAGAAAAGAAAGUGAUGAACAUCAUCCAGGAUCUUGGAUUGGAGGACUGUGCUAACACCACGAUAGGUACAGAGUUUCUGAGAGGUGUGUCUGGUGGAGAGAGGAAGCGCUGUAGCAUAGGCAUGGAGCUCAUCACAUCUCCAUCCCUUCUCUUCCUGGAUGAGCCAACAACUGGCCUGGACUCCAACACAGCCAACAGCAUCAUGGGACUUCUACACAAGUUGUCUCGUAGUGGGAAGACCAUUAUUUUCUCCAUUCAUCAACCACGUUACUCCAUCUUCAGACUCUUUGACCAUCUGACUCUGCUGCAUAAAGGAGAGACGGUUUAUGCUGGUCCAGCCAACAAUGCAAUUCAGUACUUUCAUGAUCUAGGCUAUGAAUGUGAGGCAUUCAACAACCCAGCAGAUUUCUUUCUGGACAUCACAAAUGGAGAGGCCUCUACUUCAGUGCCAACUGACAAAUCUUUAGCUGAGCUCUACAGAGACUCUCAGUAUUGUGCUGAUGUGACAGAGGAGUUGAUGCACAUUGCUGGCCCAGCAGAUUCUCCAAUCUCAGAAAAGGGAGCAUCGCUGUCCUAUGUUACGUCCUUCUUCUAUCAGUUGAAGAUAGUGUGCUGGAGAGCGGUGUUGAACUUGGCGAGGAAUCCACAGACCUCCUAUGCUCAGAUAAUCCUCAACAUAUUCUUUGCGGUGCUGGUGGGCCUUAUCUACUUCCAGAUGCCUCACACCCUACCUGAAGCCCUGCAGAACAGAACCGGAGCGUUCUUCUUCCUUGUCAUCAACAUGGUGUUUGCCAACUUAUCGGCAGUGGAGCUCUUCAUCAACGAGAGAGCCCUGUUUGUGCAUGAGAACUCUGGGGGGUAUUACCGCACCUCUGUGUACUUCCUGUCCAAAGUGUUUGUAGAUUUGAUACCAAACCGCAUCGUCCCAAUCCUUAUUUUCUCUGCCAUCGCCUAUUAUAUGAUGGGGCUGAAGCCGGCCUUCACUGCGUUUCUGUGUUUCUCGCUGACCAUGUCUCUGGUCAGUCUUGCUGCAGUGAGUUUGGCCUUCCUGGCCAGUGCCAGCGUGAGCUCUUUCGCUAUGGCCAACAUCCUCAUCGCCCUGCCCUACGUCUUCAUGAUGGUGUUUGGUGGCUUCCUGGUGAAUCUGAACUCCAUGCUCAACUGGUUGUCCUGGCUCAAGUGGAUCAGCAUCUUCAAAUACGGACUUGACGCUGUGACCAUCAAUGAAAUGACAGGCCAGGUGUUCUAUAGCAACCUUACUAUAUUCACAGGAGAGAUGUAUCUGAAAGCUCAGGGGAUGGACUACAGUGUGUGGGGAUUCUGGCAGAAUCAUGUGGCUCUGUUGGGCAUCAUACUGGUGUGUAUGACCCUGGCCUACAUACAGCUACGCAGGAUUAAUCGCUGGAAGUGAUGGACGCGAGCCCAAACACCAGAACAGUGGGAUAUUUAAAGCAGUCAGAUUCCCCCUUUAACCCCAAAUGUAGUCAAUGAGCUGAGACAUGUUUGCACCGGAGCUCCAAGGCUAAUGCAGCUAACAAGUAAUGGAGACACAGGGGAUGAGGAUGAGACAGUUCACGAGUUGAACAAUGAAUAGAAAGCUGGUAUGGCAUCUGUUCAGCCAAAACAAACUGAAAAAAAAACCUGAAAAAACUGAAAAAAAAGUUUUUGUGCGUUGUUUGAGUCAAAUGCUGCAAACUAUUCAUGUUGUCAGAUUUUACCAGUGAUUUCAAUGUCUUGGAACAUUAUUGUGGCUGUCAGUUUGGGGAUUAUAGGUCUCUCCCCAUUCAAACAGACAGGUGUCUGGUCUUGACUGGUAUGACUAGAAAUAACUACCCAGAGACGUUGCCAAGGUUCCUGGCAAGUGGACAGACUUUCCUGUAAGGACUUUGCAUAUAUCCUGCUAGUGUCCUUGUUACAUAGCUAAAAAUGGUAGCAACAGCAGUGCCAAUGCUAUGUUCCCAGGGCCUUAUGGCUAUACGGCAAAUCCAUUUUUUUGCUUUAAAGCCACACUAUCUAAGAUUUGUGGAUUUGGAGACCUCUCUGGUGGAAAUGUGUAAUUGCACGCAAGUUGCGGAACAACAUUUUGUAAUUGGAUGUAAGUGGAUGACUCUCAUGAUGGUGUGUGCAUUGAAACAGAAUUCAAAGAGAACUCAGUCAAAACUUGGUGAAGAAUGUAUCCUCUGAGGAUGUGAAUGAAUUAAUUACUAAUGUUGUCCUAUCUUUAUCAGUAUAAUGUUGAUUUUGCUUUUAAGACCUAAACUUGGAGCUGGAUCUUCUUUUUGAGCCUGUGUGUGUGACUUUUGUACGUAAAGACGUACACCAUGGUCCGAAAAACUCCCGACCCAACGCUGAUUUUUAUCUUCCUAUUUCAGGCUUUACAGGCCGACUCACGACAGUUGCACGCUCACCAUAUUUUAUCACGUCAUACUUUUUUUAAUUUGAACAAUAACUUUUGUGACACAAAUCUGGUCUUUUCAAAUCCGAUCCAAAUCACUUUUCAUAUGUGGUCUUGGAUCAGACACAUAUCCCAUUCACAGCCUUGAGACUUUAAUAAGAAUGGCCAUGUGUUUGUCCAGUGUACAUGCACCAUCCUUCAGCAUAAACAUGACAACCGGGCUCAAGCUGAAGUUAUUCCAGCGCACAUUCCAAUAGCAACGCAUCUGACUUUUUACCUUUAUCUCACUCUAAAAAAUCAGCAAAAUCAUCACUGAAAUAAAGGCUUGUUCUGCUAGUUAGUUUUUUAGAUGUUGCUGUUAUGAUUCAUUUGGUUCAAUCACAUGACUAUUGGUGAGGAUGUGUAUCAUAUCAGAGUGCAGGUCAAUCACAAUAAUGACAGAUAUGGGUCACUUGCAACACAAAUGCAAACCGUUAAAACAAAAAAAGACUGGAUCUGAGCAACCAUUAAAAAAAUGAGCUAAAUGCUGGUAUGCUGGUCAACCAGCAUGACCAUGAUGGGUGACCAGCUAAACCAGCACCAGACCAGCUCUAGACAAGAAUAAACCAGCAUUCAUAUGAAUCUUUGCCAUGCUAUGUUUGCUUAGCUAGCUAAUUAGCUCCCUGAAGCUAACCUAACUGCAUUCCUAUUGAAAAACUCACUGUAUUUUGUCCCCUGAAUGACUUCUGGCCACCCCACGACCAGAACUGUCACCUUAAGAAUGCUUUCAUAAGUUUCCUUACCGUAUUUCAUUGAGGUGUGAUGUAUAAAUAGAAAGCUGAGGGAAUACAGCACCCUGGAAAUGUAAGUUUCAUCUUGAAGCCUGAAUUUUAUCUGUACUUUCAUCCAUUUUUGCAGAUAACAGUGUAACAUACAGUGACAGAAACCACCUAACCGAGCCUAUUAGAGGUUACUUAACAAUUCAACACAGUUUGAGCCGAGUGUGUGAUGAAUUAGGCAUGUAGUUAGCACAGUGCUAGUUGGUAGGGUGUUUCCAUUACUUGUUAGCAAGCAAGCUAGCAAGUUAGCAUUAGCCUCGUAGCUCCAGUGCAAAGAUAAAGCAAGUUGAGACACCGAACAUGUCUUGGCUGACUGACUACAUUUGGAACUGAGGGAAAAUUGUGCAUUUUUCUACAAAGUUCCUUCAAACUCUAUUAUUAUUAAUUUAAAAAUACACCAAUUAUUACACAUGAAGAUUUGUGUUGGACGCUUCUUAAAGGACUGUAUUUGUCAUUUGGACAAACUGGAAUCAAUCUAGUGUGUAUUUGACAGUGAAUUUUUGACAUUUAAAAGCUUUUAAAGAGUCAAGAGUCCCUGAAAAUUCCACAUUUAACUAUAAAAUCAUUACCAGCAAGCAGUCACAUAUUAACUGAGUGGAAAAUGGCGUCUUAUCCCUCCUUUAGCAUAUCUUUUGAGACUCAUUUACUCAGCAUUGCAGCACCAUCUGUUGGACGUUGGUUGUUUUAUGUCUCUUCAGAGAUUAUGAAGAUGAUUUCUUUGUUUUAGCAUUAGGAAUGUCUAUUGGAAUCUAUUUAUUGAUGGAAUAUUCUGUUUGUUGGAACAGUUUCAAAUGUAGGGUUUUUAAUUAUGGUUAUUGUUUUAUUUAAGCGUCUAAUCAAACAGUCUGUGGUUUAGUUUUUGUUUUAUAAUUGUUCACAAUGGUUUAAUGAAAGA